AUGGCAGUGACCUCUGGUGAGCCGCCGCUCAGCCAAGCCGUCGGCUAUGGCGUUGUCAUUGGCCUGGGUUUCGCCUUUGCUUUCGGCAUGAUUUUGACCACCUUCAUCCUCAAGAGAUACAACUCUGAGCUGCAGACGAGUGAAAUGUUCAGCACUGCCGGAAGAACUGUCAAAUCUGGUCUCGUUGCCUCGGCCGUCGUCUCGUCCUGGACUUGGGCCGCAACUUUGCUGCAAUCCUCUGGUGUGGCCUACAACUAUGGCAUCUCGGGGCCUUUUUGGUACGCUUCUGGCGCAACUGUGCAGAUCAUCCUCUUUGCCACCCUCGCCAUCGAGCUGAAGCGAAGGGCGCCCAACGCCCACACCUUUCUCGAAGUCAUUCGCGCACGCUACGGCGCAGUCACCCACAUGGUCUUUAUGGUUUUUGCCCUGAUGACGAACAUCCUCGUUACCGCCAUGCUUCUCACUGGCGGCUCCGCAGUGGUCACCUCCCUGACUGGCAUGCACACCGUGGCCGCUUGCUUUCUGCUCCCAGUCGGCGUCGUGCUGUACACCAUGUUUGGAGGCAUCAAGGCUACCUUCCUGACCGACUAUGCCCAUACUGUCGUCAUCUUGAUCAUUAUUUUCGUCUUUGCUUUCACCACUUAUGCCACCCAUGACAUCGCUGGCAGCCCUGGCCGCGUAUACGACCUGCUCGUCGAGGCGUCCGCACGUCACCCCGUCGAGGGCAACGCCGAAGGCAGCUAUUUGACCAUGCGCUCAAAGGAGGGCGCCAUAUUCUUUGUCAUCAACAUCGUGGGCAACUUCGGCACCGUCUACCUGGACAACGGGUACUGGAACAAGGCAAUCUCCGCUUCUCCCGUCCACGCCCUGCCCGGAUAUAUCAUGGGCGGUCUCAGCUGGUUUGCCAUCCCUUGGCUCGCGGCAACCACCAUGGGCAUGGCGGCACUCGCCUUGGAGAGCAACCCCGUUUUCCCGACCUACCCGAACCGGAUGAACCCAGCCGACGUAUCCGCCGGCCUCGUGCUCCCGGAGGCCUCUGUCGCGCUGUUGGGAAGCGGCGGUGCAGCGGCGACGCUUUUGCUGAUUUUCAUGGCCGUGACGUCUGCCAUGUCCGCCGAACUGAUCGCCGUGUCGUCCAUCUUCACGUACGACGUCUACCAGACGUACUUCAACCCGAAGGCGACCGGCAAGCAACUCAUCAACAUGUCCCACUGCAUGGUCGUGGGCUUCGCCGUCGUCAUGGCCGCAUUCAGCACCGGCCUAUACUACGCAGGCAUCUCCAUGGGCUACCUCUACCUCCUCAUGGGCGUCAUCAUCUCCUCUGCCGUCCUCCCCGCCACCCUCACCCUCCUGUGGAGCAAGCAAAACUGGGCCGCCGCCACCUUCUCGCCGCCGCUCGGCCUCGCGUGCUCGCUCAUCGCCUGGCUCGUGACGGCCAAGAAGGAGUCGGGCACGCUCUCGGUCGACACGACGGGCGCCAACAACCCCAUGCUCGCCGGCAAUGUCACCGCCCUCCUCUCCCCGCUCCUCUUCAUCCCCGUCCUCACCUACACCUUCCGCCCCCAGAACUACGACUGGCUCUCCAUGCGCGCCAUCCGCCAGGCCGAUGACCACGACCUCCUCGCCGCCGACCCCGAACUCGACGCCCCCGCCGCCCCCGGCACAACCGCCACAACCACCGCCACCAUGACUCCAGACGAAGAAGCCGCCGAGCAAGCCAACCUCACGCGCGCCUCGCGCCUCGCCCGCGCGCUCUGCGCCUUCCUCGCCGUGGCCUUCCUCGUCCUGUGGCCCAUGCCCAUGUACGGCAGCGCCUACGUCUUCUCCAAGCCCUUCUUCACCGGCUGGGUCGUCGUCGGCAUCCUGUGGCUGUUUUGCAGCACCGCCUGCGUCGGGCUGUAUCCGCUGUGGGAGGGGAGGCACACGAUGAGGCGGACGGCGGUGGCGGUCUGGGCGGACGUUUGUGGGAGGGGUGGGGGGAGGAAGAAGGGGGUUAAUGGGAGGAAGGAGGAGGCCGAGGCUGAGGCUGAGGCUGAGGCGGUGGUUGUGGAGGGGAGGGAGAAGGUGGAUGGGGUUGGGAGUGGGAGUGGGGGGAGUGGGGAUGUGACGCCGACGGGUGGGGAGAAGGGGGAGAAGCAGUGA
Messenger RNA from Diplodia corticola, 2142 nucleotides. RefSeq names its product urea active transporter. Lineage: Eukaryota; Fungi; Ascomycota; Dothideomycetes; Botryosphaeriales; Botryosphaeriaceae. The record is from RefSeq and is a predicted model, not a curated record. The transcript has 6 exons. Gene Ontology annotation, cellular component: plasma membrane. Bases 1 to 2142 code for a protein of 713 amino acids. Gene Ontology annotation, biological process: spermidine transport; urea transmembrane transport; putrescine transport. Gene Ontology annotation, molecular function: spermidine transmembrane transporter activity; putrescine transmembrane transporter activity; urea transmembrane transporter activity.